GUCGCACCCCAUCAAAACGAUUAUCAUGGUUUGGUUGGUAGAUUAUUUCCUUACUAGUUUCUCUUUGUACCCCUCUCUGGGAUAAAACAGUUUAGCUUAAUAGUGUUUAUAUCAUCAACUAUUACACUUUACCAGCAUAUGAAGAGUUGCAUUUCGCGAAAGGUCGUGUAUGUUUUGUUUCAGUUAACAGAUAAACCGGAAGUAUCUUUUUGACCAAUCAAAUAUCAAGUUUUAAUUUAGCCCUAAGCGUAAACAUGGAUGCGCCCUGUGUUUUCUUCUAACGAAGCAAAGUUGUGAAAUUUUGCAAAAGAGGUCUUACGUGUUGUUAUUGUUCAAUGAAAAGUUGAAAAAGUACUAGAAACAAAAACAUAUAUGAUAUUGAACUCUUUAGUGUACAGAACUAGUUUUAUAUGUUGUUUCAUGAAAAAAUACACGCGGUGAAGACCGUCGACGAUUUGAUCAUUGUCCGGCGUUGUGAAAUCCGAGACGUAACUAGUCAUGAGUCGGAAGAGGACACAAGCACUUCCUGAUAUUUAUAAACCAAAAAGAAGGUUAUGUUCAGCAGCCACAACAUUGGCCAGCAAUGGCCAGACAACAAUCAAUGUAUUACAUGGAGAAAUCGACAAUGUAAUUCUUAAUGACACUCACACCUUUUUGAAUCGGCUGAGGGGACUUUUCCCUGCAGAUAAAUUUAAGCAUAAACUGCCACCAAUUGUCCUGAAGCACCAGCUAUAUGGAAUGAUGAAUGACCGAACCAAAGUGGAUCAGGAGCUGAAUGACCUAAGGAAACACGGGCUGAUCAAGUUGUUCAAACUGGGACCGGAGGCGGAUGAGUACUGUAUUCUGUUUACCAGUGACUACGAGGAACAUGUGAAACAGACAAUGAAAGGCUUGUCCAUCAGUCCUUUAUUGAUAGAGAGAUUUAGUUCUAAUGUUGUCAAAAAGUGUCAAGAUGUCUGUGUGACUAAAGAGACACUUAUGAAGGAUUACAGAUUCUCUGACUCGGAAAUAACACAACUUGUGAAAGCCUCUGUGAUAACCGUGAAAGACAUUGGAAACUGGUGGCUAGCUAUUCCCAAUGCUGGCACAUUUAUGAAGUGUUUUCUCCGAGGCAGGAAAGCUGUCCUUACAAUGAUCAGGAAGUGUAAAUACAAAGAAAUACUCAGAAAGGAUCUAGAACAACGAAAAUGGCCAAAGAUCUGUCGCCUUGGAUUGAUAUACCACGUACAUGAUAUAAUAGGAGGAGAACUAGUCCACUGCGUUCAGACUACCUCAGGACAACUUCUAAGACUAAAAGAAUGACAGUGCUACGCAUUUUUUGUUUAAGUGAUGGAUGUAUGAUUGAGAGAAUCUCAAAGCCUCGGUGGAGUAAACGGUGACAGAUCACAAGGUCGUGGGUACACCUGGUACCUGUUUACCUCACCCCAAAUUUGUAAUUCCAAAUCAAAAUGCCAUAAUACCAUGGUGAUCUAUUUAUUGUUUAAAACACACAGGGUCUAUAUAAGCUAAUGCACAGAUAAUACUACAAGUACAAGUCUCUUGGAACUUGUUAGCUGUCUUUGCAAUUUGUGAAGUUACUUUUCAAUAGCUGUUGGGAGGCCCACAUUUCACAUCAACAUCAUCAAUAAUAUCCUAUACUUUUUUUUAUUCUUUGAAUUGGUUUUUGUGGAUAAUUUUAAGGUAUCCAACUGGUUUUUCCCCCACAUUUUAUGAGACAGAGCUGCAGGCAUACAUCAUUUCUUUGAUACACUGGAACUGUCGUAAAUGUAGGAUGUGUUAGUCUGAAAAAAACGUUUUCUCUAUGUUUAUGUCAAGAAAUUGAAAUAUGUUCUUUUAAAAUUCAGUGGUACAGCAAAAAUUAUUCCAAAAGAUUUGUUGAGGGGAACAAAAAUACAAGGUUUCAAUGUUUUAUGAAACUGUGUGCAGUACUUUUUAUCUGUGCCAUCAGCAUUAUAUACUUGUGUUUAUUUUAUAUUUUACACAGUAAUUCCUUUAUAAGCUCUAUCCUGUAAGAACAUAUGUUUAAUCAUGUAUGUACUUGAGUUUACAAGCAUUAGACAUAUGUGAUGACGUCAACAAACCCACAAAGUAUUCAGAGUCCUCCAUAUUGUAUUUUGUAUCACAUGAUUUUAUUAAAGAUUAUGAAGUCAGCUGACACAAAAGUUCAAUGAGAGAACAAUUAUCCAGUGCUAUACAGGAUUUGUUAAUUGAUCAAUUCCAUUAUUUGGGUACUUCAUAGUUUGAAAUAUUUUGUGUUUCCUGCUAAAACAAAGCUACAUAAUGUCAGUGUUUGGGAGUAAGUAGAUUUGGUGUCGUCAAUAACAUGACACUACCCCAGUUAGUAUAAGUUUUUCUAUAUUUAAAUUUCCAAAAUUACAGAUAUUGAAUGUUUCUUACGAGUUUUUGAAUCAUUUUCUGGUAGUGUCCCACUAUGGUGAGUUUGAAGCAUUUUCUGGUAGUGUCCCACUAUGGUUAACGUACCAAUUUUGUUAACACUGUGUUAUCUUCUUUCCUUUGGAAUUCCAGAAUUGCAGACUUUCGAAAUAGGAAGAACUAAAUAUUUGUGUCUGUAUUACAGAUGUUCAUCCAUCUGACUUAUUUUGUGAUAUUUGGUGGGGAAUUGGUCCUUAUAAGUGAGGACUAGUGAAUGCAAGCAGGAUACAAUAUGUGUCGAGUCCCGCUACAUGGCAGGUAGAUCUGUCAUACUGGCAGUAUGGAAGGGAGGCAAUUCAGGCUAGCAGAAAGUCCCCAAUUUGUCAUCCGAUAUGAUUCUUUUUAACUUCUCUGGCACUCCAUACAUCUGAUCUUAUAUUUGGCUUCCGUCUGUUUGUCAAUUUUAUAUAUUUUUUCAACUGCUUCUCAACCUAGUUAAAGUUUUUAACCACUCUUCAUACAAAAAUUAAGAUCACUGAUAGCCAUGAAAAAGUAAUACUGUUUUUUUCAGCCUAUUCGAAAUCCAUAAUGGUUGUGCUAGCCUCUGAUUGGCCAAGGCAGUUUUCAUUUUAAAGCUGAUCAUUUAUAACCAGUCUUGGUGCAAGGUUUAAUAUUUCAUUCAAAUGAAGCCGAUUUAUGCAAGGAGACAAUGCAAACUAAGUUCAGCAGGUUUUAUAGCCCUGAUAAGGAAUCUAACUGAUGUGUGAAACAGACCCCAUGUGCCUCUUUUUAUUGUUAUGUCCUACAGCCAUCCCUAAUUUUAUUUUAUGUCACUUUUCUACACUUAUACCUGUUGUUUGCUGCCUUGUUCCAUUUAUCUUUCAACUCCUGAUAAUUUGUAUCUAGGUUAAUGUUGUUUGUUAACAUAUAUGUAAAAUAAUGAUUUUAUUGUUAAAUGCAUGUGGUGUAAAACCGUUACAUUCUGUAUAUAUGUUAGUCAAAUGCCUGCUGUUUUAUAAUAAUGUCUGAUUGUUUAAAGCUGUGAUUUCCCUGUUAUUUACAGUUUUGUUGAGAAACAACCUGUUCUGUUGUUUGUUUUAAAAUUUGUUCUUUAUGUGUUUAUCCUUACAUUACAUAUGUGUGGUUAUUGCUACGAUACCUGACCUAGCUGUUACAAACAUUGCAGAUAGUCCCCUCAUUGGUUCAGGGUUAAAAUGUAAAACACCUGUGUAAUACACAGGUUAGUCCGAGUUUCCUCUGGCCCCGACACCAGACUUAGACAUAUUGACAGAUAGAUGUCUGGUGUGUGUCUAAGUCUGGUCGGGGCCAGAGGAAACUCGGGCUAUAAUCAGGGAGGCUAGUCCUAGGGCACUUCACUAAUUCUCAAUUUACACAUUAUGCAUUUCAAAAUAUGACUCAUUUUUGUAACUUUUUAAUAAGUGGGUGGGCUUAAGACCGGGCACUGGUUUAUCACAGGUAAACUACACCGUUACAUAGAAUUUGUCCGAGAACUGUCCUUACUUGUUUUUAUAUUAUGAUAACUGGUACAUAUAAUACAACUGAACAUACUGACAACAGAGGAAAUCUCUCCUUAGUGUACAGUGUUUUGAAGAUAAUCCUUUGGAAUCUUAUCAAAAUUUUGUGUAUUUACUAGAAUUUACAUAGCAUUAAUUCAAGGUGGGAAAUGUGUUCAUCUCAAUGGGUCCUUUACCAAUCUUUACAUGUAGCUGUAUGUAGGUGUCAUUAUAAAGCAUCAUGCAAUAAUACUGCAUGUAUAUAAAAGUUAGCUCCAAAGAAAAUAUAUUCCAAACAUUUUGUAUUGGAAUUUAAUUAACUUCUGAGGUAUUUUCCAUUAUCAUUGAAAAGAUUGAUUUCCUUAAAACAGUUGUAUUGAUUUGUACUCAAACUAGUUGUAAUUUUAUACAAGCUGUAUUUAUAAAGUUUGAUUUUAUCUGAAAUCUGUAAAUAAACAAUCCUAGAUUGGGAAAGAUUUGUUUUUCUCAAUACAUCUUGGUCUUCAUAAUCUUAGUGUUUCAUGCUAGGUCUUUGUGUAGAGGUAAUAUGGGAUGUUCUCUUUAAGUCUGGUGUUCAUUUUGAAGAGUUGUCCUUUACAGCCAAGUGUUCUGUGUGGAGGUGUCCUUUACAGCCAGGUACAUUGUAGAGACGUCCUUACUAGCCAGGUACUUUGUAGAGAUGUCCUUACUGGCUAGGUACUUUGUAGAGAUGUCCUUACUAGCCAGGUACUUUGUAGAGAUGUCCUUACUAUCCAGGUACUUUGUAGAGAUGUCCUUACUAGCCAAGGUCUCGGUAGAGAUGUCCUUACUAUCCAGGUACUUUGUAGAGAUGUCCUUACUAGCCAGGUACUUUGUAGAGAUGUCCUUACUAGCUAGGUUUUGUAGAGAUGUCCUUACUAGCCAGGUACUUUGUAGAGAUGUCCUUACUAGCUAGGUUUUGUAGAGAUGUCCUUACUAGCCAGGUACUUUGUAGAGAUGUCCUUAC
Mizuhopecten yessoensis (Yesso scallop) is the source of this 4872-nucleotide messenger RNA. Its product is annotated as serine/threonine-protein kinase 19-like. Bases 499 to 1302 code for a protein of 267 amino acids. Gene Ontology annotation, molecular function: protein serine/threonine kinase activity. Gene Ontology annotation, biological process: protein phosphorylation; positive regulation of Ras protein signal transduction. The record is from RefSeq and is a predicted model, not a curated record. The transcript has 8 exons. NCBI's taxonomy places the organism in Eukaryota, Metazoa, Mollusca, Bivalvia, Pectinida, Pectinidae.